AUGACAACUUAUUGUUUGUUCGUUCUUUCAUGCAUAUGUACGUUGGACAAUUGCAGAAAUGGAGAUCAUCAUCAGGUGGAAGAUGUUACUCCUCCUGUCACCGAAAUUCAAAAAAAUUAUGAGCAAGCACUAGAUGAUCUUGUGAACGUGAACUCACUAUUCACUGCGGCGGUCUUCAUAGGAUUUUCUUUCAGCACGCCAGGCCAGACGAGUCUUGAUGGCCGAGAGAAGUGCAAUGCCAGUACUUUCAUGCUGAAGCCUAAUGGCCAAGGCACUCAAGUUGGAAUUCACACUCAAAAAGGCAAUUCAAACCAAGGAAAUGGAGAUCAUCAUCAGGUGGAAGAUGUUACUCCUCCUGUCACCGAAAUUCAAAAAAAUUAUGAGCAAGCACUAGAUGAUCUUGUGAACGUGAACUCACUAUUCACUGCGGCGGUCUUCAUAGGAUUUUCUUUCAGCACGCCAGGCCAGACGAGUCUUGAUGGCCGAGAGAAGUGCAAUGCCAGUACUUUCAUGCUGAAGGUUCUAGUUCUGUUGGAAGUUGCAUCUUUCAGUUUCUUCCUGUAUUCCAGCCUAAUGGCCAAGGCACUCAAGUUGGAAUUCACACUCAAAAAGGCAAUUCAAACCAAGGGUUCUACUACUUCUUUGAAGUUAUAUGCGCGUAUGAUGUUAUUAUCCUCUGUUUGGGCAUCUUUGUUUGGGUUUUUGUGCUUGACAUUGUCGAUCAUCUUAGCCGUCCAGGUGAAGUUGGGGAAGUUGUCUUGCAAGAUUGGAUUCACAACCUUUGGGAUUUCAUUUAUGUGUGUGGUUCUCUCUUCUAGAAUUGAUAUUCAGUCCUCAUGUGGUACUCGACAAACCGUAUCACUAGAUCAGUCUGUUGAGAAAGAAAGGGUACAAGUAAUGCAUUAUGGUGUGGGUUGUUUGAAUUAG
Messenger RNA from Ilex paraguariensis (yerba mate), 927 nucleotides. NCBI's taxonomy places the organism in Eukaryota, Viridiplantae, Streptophyta, Magnoliopsida, Aquifoliales, Aquifoliaceae. The record is from the annotation of a GenBank genome assembly.